GAGAGGGGAAAACCAACAGGCAAGCAUCAGAUAGAACCAGUGAGGAAGCGAGAGAGUACCAGGCUGCAGGACAGAGAGAGAGUGUGAGUGAGAGAGAGCGAGAGAGAGAGCGAGAGAGAGAGCGGAACAGAGGGAAACAGCAGGAAAAAUAGAGUGAUAGAGAUAGCUAGAAGAUGGAGGUGCAGUCAGAAUGCGUGGAACCUCCUCCACCUCCUCCUUCUGUUCCCCCAUGCGACCCCCAACCGCCAGGGAAGAUCAACAAAGCAGCCUUAAAGCUGUUUGGAAAACGACGCUCCAGCUCCGGAAUGGCCAGAUUCUUCUCCUUCAGGAACAAAGAGGCUAAUGGGAAUGGGAAUUCCGAGAAUGGGAAUUCUGUGAAUGGGAAUUCUGUGGGGGCGGCUAACGAGCUCGUCAGGAGUAAAACGCAUGAUGGACUAACAAGCUCGGAGACAGAUGGACAGAGAGGGGAGGAGUCUGGAAUAUCAGAGGCGGGACAGGUGAGGUCUCUCAGCAAAUCACUGAGCUUCUUUUCGCUGCUCAGACGAGGAAGUGUGAGAGCUAAUGAGAAUACAGGGUUUGGAAGCAGGGGGAGGGGUUUAAAAGGCUUCUUUAGUAGUAUAAGGUGGCGGCGGAAGGAGAGAGUGAUGGAGGGAGAGGUGGGGGUAACUGAGGGGAGGGAGGUGAGAGAGGGAGAUGUGAUUCUAAAGGAGGAAGUGAAAGAUGUCACCCUGACCCUUGAACCCCAGCCCCAAUCACCACAGGAGGAUAAUGGGAGCUUGGAAGCUGAGCUAAACACAGAAUCAGCGAGAACUUCUCCCGCAGACAACGCCACAACACCACUCACGCACUCUACUGCCAUGACGACAAACCUGUCAGAAUUCCCCUAUACACCAUCCCCUUCCCCUCUUCACUCUGCCUUUCACUCAAGAACCAAAACGUCCAUUUCCUCAGCAACGGCCACCCCCCCUCUGGAUCGGUGUGACCCCACCUCUGAACCCUCAGUGGACCGGCUCUGUUCACUCCUCUUCACUGACGUCACCUCGCUCAAGAGCUUUGAUUCGCUGACAGGAUGCGGUGAUAUCAUCGCAGACGCAGAGGAGGAGGUGGCAGGAAACGUGGGAGGAGGAAAUGGAGGAGGAGGAAGUGUCACCAGUAGUAGCAGUAGCAGUGGGGGAGGGGUAGUACGCAGCUCCCCAGCUAAAUCCUCCAUUACUAACCAUGCCACCCCUUCCAGCAUUACCCCUACCCCCACUUCCGCCCCUGCCCCCCUCCCAGCCAGGGCACGGCUGAUGCCCUCCCACUCUGCCCCGAUUCAGCAGCCCUCUGGCAGCGGCGUGGUGGCCUACAUGGGGGGUGGCGAGGAGAUGGCCAGCCCUGACGGGGUGGACGACGCAGACAUGCAGGGGCUCUGGCACAUGCUCCCCUCUGGGGGAGAGAACUCCCCCGCCCUCCCCCGACCCAGCUCUCACCCGGCUCCCCCCAGGGGUACAGAACGGAAACCCCCCCAGGUCAAGUCUCUGGGACUCAGCAAGAUCCCUUUAGUGGGGGGAGGAAGGAUGAGUAAACUCCCCACUCAUGCUGCCCGUCAAACCUCUUUGCCCAAUGAGAAGGACACUAAGGAGGAGGUCCAGCCCCAACAGGAUGUCCCGGCCCUUAGAGACGAGGGCUAUUGGGAUACGCCCUCGGCAACCCCCACGGCAACGCCUGACGACGGCUUCCUGCGGAACCAGAGGAUUGGUUUAUCGCGUGACAGUUGCUCUGGCGACGCGCUGUACGACCUCUACAAUGAGGAAUUGUACAGAUCUGAUGAAGAGGAAGAGGAGGAGGAAGAAGAUCUGACAAGUACUCCUUCCCUCUCCACUGACGACUACAAACGCAGCGCUCCCUCCCAGACUACUCCUCCUUCCUCUUCCUCCUCUUCAUCUUUUCGCUCGAUGAAGGGAAGCACUAGCCUUCCCCGCGAGUCCAAAAUCCCUCUUAGUGUCAGACAGAACACACCCCCUCACUCGGUGAGCCAAUCAGCUCUUUCCACUGUCCUCACAGCCAUUCCUCCCUCUGACACACCCACCCAAGCUCCUCCCCCAGCCCGGACCAGGAUCCCUGUCUCCAAGGUGCCAGUCCGUCGCCCUAGGAACAAGCCCGGCAACGCUACACGAGGGCCAGCCCCCAGGAAGUAAGUCUGGACGAGGCAGCCAUGGACUUUGAUGUCUUUGGUUAGAACUAGACAACAUCACUGGACUAGUGUGUAUGACAUUGCCGGACUGGUGUAUUGUGAAAUGCAUCAGACAAUGAUAAAGACUUGAAAGAGAGUGAUAGGAGCUCUAAACAACUCUUCCAUUGGUUCUGGUGGGUCACACCUCCAAAAGUUAAAGUUAAAAACAAAAAAUCUACAUCACUGGACUUGUGUGUGCAGUAUCACUGAAAUUAUGUGUAUGGGACACUUUUAAAGACUUAAAGACAUUUUCGACAACUCUCAGCGCUUUUGAAUAUGUAAACAAUGGUCACAGAAUUCAACUGCACUGCACACCACUAGGGAUGACUAGAGAAGCUUUUCUUCUUCUCUUCAAGUCCUUGUUUCUGAAACACAGAUUUUUAUAUGAUACCACGAGUUUAAUCUAAUGACGGCCUAAUCUAAUGAAACAGUUUGUAAUAAUCUAAUUGUUAACUAAUUACCUCCUAAUCCCAGACUACAUUCACAGUCUCAAUCCUCAUCUACAUCUUUUUUUUAUGCCAUUUAGCAGGCGCUUUUAUCCAAAGCGAUGUGUGCAAUUAUUUCUACGUAUGGGUGGUCCCGGGAAUCAAACCCACUAUUCUGGCAUUACAAGCACCAUGCUCAAUCAGCUGAGCUGCAGAGGAGCAAUACAGGACUAGUAAAGGCCCAGUGCACUAAUUUUGUGAUUUAAAAAAAACUAUUUUUGUAAUUUUCUUCAGCACCCCUACUUCCCGUGGCAAUGUGGGGUGUACUGUUGACUGUUCCUCUCCCAGUUCUAAAGUACCAGUGGAUAACAGUGGUGACAACAUUGCUAAAAACAAUCAGAAAGCAUUUAUAAAUGUAUUUUUACUAAGGUGUACAUGGAGAUCACUGGUUACAACACCUCACCUUGCCAGUGAACAUAACCAAGAAACAACAUCACAAAACUUAAUCGUCCUAAGUGAAUGACAAACACACACAUUCUCCUCUGGACCAUAUGUGCUCCACCACUCGAACGAGCAACUACUGUACUAUGAUGACCUCGCACUGGAGAAACAGCAGCAGGUUCAAUCUCUCUGGAAUGAACAACUAUAACAAACCAACCAAUAAAGAAACGGAAUAAGUAACGCAAUAGUGAGACAGCAUUGAAGGAUGUUCCUCUACUGACUGAACAACGACCACUGAACACUCCUCUCUUGCUGCAUGAGGUGCCUGGAACACAAGGCACUAGGUUCAGGGAACACAGUCUACACUAAGGACACACACACACCACGUCAAGGACUCUCUUUCACACACACACACACACACACACACACACACACACACACACACACACACACACACACACACACACACACA
Molecule: messenger RNA, 3550 nt
Organism: Oncorhynchus gorbuscha (pink salmon)
Lineage: Eukaryota; Metazoa; Chordata; Actinopteri; Salmoniformes; Salmonidae
Product: APC membrane recruitment protein 2-like
Exons: 1
Coding region: 174-2177 (667 amino acids)
Biological process (GO): regulation of canonical Wnt signaling pathway
Cellular component (GO): plasma membrane
Molecular function (GO): phosphatidylinositol-4,5-bisphosphate binding; beta-catenin binding
Source: RefSeq, a predicted model, not a curated record